Messenger RNA from Glycine soja, 1524 nucleotides. RefSeq lists its product as uncharacterized. The record is from RefSeq and is a predicted model, not a curated record. The transcript has 12 exons. NCBI's taxonomy places the organism in Eukaryota, Viridiplantae, Streptophyta, Magnoliopsida, Fabales, Fabaceae. Bases 1 to 1524 code for a protein of 507 amino acids.
AUGACACAAGAUUGUGUCGUCGUUGGUGUAGAGAUUCGUCUGGGUAAGGAAUGCAUCCAGAUGUUCAUUUGGAUCAGUGGUUCCAUCAAAUUGCAUGUUAGCUUAUCGUCUUUGUCUGUUCGUGCUACUUCUGCUGUUCUGUUCUGUAUUAUGGCACGUUCUCCAAACAAGAUAAAGAACAUCGAUGGCUCAAAAGAAACUCUUAAACUUGCUGUGAGGAUCACUGAUCUAUGGUUUAUUGGGACGCCUAACAAAUCUGAGCAAGCUGAGAUGGUUUUUGUUGACUCUGAUGGUGAUGAGAUCCAUGUUGUUUGUAAACAAGACCAACUGAAGUCUUGGAAGAUGGACUUGAAGGAAAAUUGUACUUAUGUCAUGCACAAUUUUAAAGUGCUAAAAAACAACGGUCAGUACAGAGUCUGUGAUCACCAAUUUAAAUUGGUGUUUAUUGGGGUUACUGUUGUAAGGAAGUGUGUUCUAGACGACCUCCCUUUCAGAAAAUACAGGUUUGCUGGAUUUGCGAAUGUUGUGGCUAGCCAGUUUGAACCUGGCCUAUUGGUUGACGUUAUUGGUGUUGUGGAGGAGGUUGUCUUUCGCCAUGUUUCAGGAAAAGGUAGAAGGCCAGCAAUUGCUAUCUUGCACUUUGUGGGACAAUUAUUGCUUGCAUUUUUAAAGUUCUUAGAUGAUCAUGAAGGUCAUAGCCCAAUUACAGUUCUAUUGACCCAUGGUAGAAUAAAGGAAGUUCAAGGAUCUUAUCCGCCAUCGGUCAACAAUUCUUUCAAGGCUUCAAAGUUAGUUAUUAACCAACCGGUGAUGGAGAUUCAAGAAUUCAAUGAACGGUUUGCAAAGUUGGGCAUUGAGGCCUGGUCAUUUUUUAAAUCCCAUGGUGAAGGCAGUUCACAACUUUCAGGUUCUAUCCAAUUAUCAUCAAAGGAAUCAUUCUUUGGAAAGGCUGAGGCAAAGACUAUUGUUGAGAUUAACACCAUCUCUGAACUUGCAUUCAGUGCCAUAAAAAAAGUGAUGCAGAGAUGGCGCCCUUCACAUGUGCAUGUGGCAAAUAUAAUAAGGAAGUUGUAUAGGAUUGAGGUGAUGAUCAACCACAGAGAUGAAAGCACAAAAUUCCUGCUUUGGGACCGUGAAUGCACUGAAUUGAUUGGUCAAUCAGCUGAUGCAGUUAAUAGGCUUAAAAUUGAAGAUGGUGAUGUUGAUUUAAAUGCUUCACCCGAAGCACUUGAUAAGUUGUUGGGUUAUGUACUUGCUUUUAAGAUAAAGGUGCAACCCAAGUUCAGGAAUUCUGUUGUUUUGAAAUGUUCAACUGACUCAAGCUUAAUAAAUGUUGUGAUGGAUAUACUAGUUGAUGUUGAGCAAUCCAUGUCUGUGACAGCAGACCAUGAUCCACUGCUUGGGCUCCCAUUGACACCUACAAAGCGGCAGACAUUUCAAGAUUGUGAUGAUGAAGCAGAGAGCUCUCAAAUUUUACCUGCACAGCUUUCAUCCAACAAAUUAAAAAAACAUGAUGCAAUUUAG